Molecule: messenger RNA, 1746 nt
Organism: Pyricularia oryzae 70-15
Lineage: Eukaryota; Fungi; Ascomycota; Sordariomycetes; Magnaporthales; Pyriculariaceae
Product: ribonuclease 3
Exons: 1
Coding region: 227-1435 (402 amino acids)
Biological process (GO): rRNA processing; primary miRNA processing; regulation of gene expression
Cellular component (GO): nucleus
Molecular function (GO): ribonuclease III activity; double-stranded RNA binding
Source: RefSeq, a predicted model, not a curated record
GGAAAAGUAUCGAGCAACACCUUUUAUUGAUUUGCAACAUAGCCUACGAAGAAAAAAAAAAAAGAAACACUAAAAAAUCGUGAGGCUAAUUUCCGACCUUUGCUCGCUGCCAAUAUUUUGAUCGCGGGCAGGAUUAGCAGUUUAACCCGAACACCGGUUGGAGAUCGACUUUCUCUCCUGAUCUCACAGUUUCACACUACCAAGAAAAGCUUUGUCUUUGAUCAGUAUGGUCAAACGCAGUCAUGAUGAGCCCGACGGUGGCUCUCUCAAAAGGCCCAAGGUGGAAGGCGACGAUCAAAUCAAGGAUUUAAUUCAAUGCUGGCAGGAUUUGAAUGCUUCCAUGGAGACCCUCAAAGACUCUGCUCAAACACUGAGCUCACCGACCCUGGCUGCUGACACGGCUUUCUGUGAUCGGCUGGUUUAUUUGAGCGAAAGCCUUCUCAAAUCAAGCCGGGCGCUGGCAUCUCAAAGCCGCGGCGAUCAUGCCAAGCCAAUCAUCUCCUCUGACGACGCAAUCGCAGUGUCUUCACAUGUUUCAUACACGAAGUGGACCUCUGCCGACACUAAAGACGUCCUACCUCCCCUUCCCGAGAUCAAGGAUCCUUCCAUAGAAAAGGCCGCCUUCACUCAUUCAUCCGUGAUUGGCAAUAAACUUAGCGGUGUCCAAUCCUACGAUCGCCUCGAGUGGCUAGGCGAUGCGUAUCUGGAGCUGUUCGCGACUUGCUUCAUUUAUCAGACGUUUCCAGCCUUGUCACAUGGUGCCUCCUCACAGUUGCGAGAAGUGCUCAUAAGGAACGACUCCCUUGCUCAAUGGACACAAGCAUAUGGCUUGGAGAAGAGAGCCAGGCUCCCUCCAGAGUUCGCGGGUCUCAAUCAUAGCGGACAAGCUAUGAUGCAGAAGAAAAGGACCAAGAUUUAUGGUGACCUUUUCGAAGCUUAUGUCGGGGCCAUUAUAGCUUCGGAUCCCGUUCAUGGAACUGACCGCGCAGCAGUCUGGCUCAAGUCGUUGUGGGCGCCGAGGUUAAAGCGCGAAAUUCAUGCGGAAGAAAAGAGACAGCGCUGCUUGGUCGCGAGCACAACUAGCCUAGAAUCCGAUCCCAUCCAGGGGCCGACCGAUAACUACGCUGUUGCAGCACCAAAGCCCAAUCGAUCACCAAAGGAGGCUUUAGCAGCCAUGAUUGUCGUGAAGGGAGUGAAGCUUAGCUACGUUGAUCUUCCUGCUCCCAAAAAGAAGGACAAGAACAACAAUCUACCUCUGUUUGCCGUGGCUGUGGUUUUGGAUGGCUGGGGGGAGUCUGGAUUACAGCUCGGUAUGGGUGUGGCUAAGAACAAGUCAGAGGCAGGCCAUGCCGCAGCACAGAGGGCCAUGGACAACAAGAAACUGAUCACAAAAUACGCGGAAUUAAAACUGGCGUCUCUGUCCUCCAGCGCUUAGAAGGGACAGCGGAGGAACCCCUGCUUACUAGGAAAGGAGAUGGAGAGCAUUCUGUUUAGCACGCAUAGAAAGCCCCGGAGUGCUCUUGAUGGAGAUUCUGAUGCAAACCGCGGUGGGAAACUAGAAAGCACCUAUGCAAUAAUCGCGCUCAUUGUUUUAAGAAAGGUACCUAUGGAUGCACACCCGCGACGGGCGCUGAAUGUCAAAAUUAUGGAAGGUUGAUGUUAUUUUGCUGGUGGACACUUUAUUCCGUGUAACGAAAUGCUAAAUAAUAUCCAUCAUUCAAUCUAACUUUGUGUGGCGUAUCCUGG